UGGCAGUAUGAUGGGGGAGGAGCCAGGUAACACCACUUGACUACCCCAGCUGACAUUAUCUUCAACCCAGUAGUAGUUUUACUGUGAGUGUAGUGCCAACCUAGUUAUCUGCACUGUGCAACUCUCAGACUUGCAGUGUAUCUCUAGUGUGUUAUAGUGGCAGUGGUUCAACAUGUCUAUAGUGAUGAUGAGGAGUGUGAGAGGAUGGGGUGUUGGUGUCUGGGCUGCUCAACACAAACACACUCUGGCUCCAGAACAGUCCCAGCAGGGUCAGCAGCAACCACAGCAGCAAAAGCAGAAGAUGCACCAGGCAGUUAGUGGAAUGACCAUUGCACGACCAUCAUGCAUACCCAUGCCACCAAAUGUAGAGGAGAUUCAGGCAUCAGAGAAGGCUCGUUUUUCUCGCCGUCGCACCAGAGAUAUUUCUUCCAAAUUGAAUCAGAUGGGCAGCUUGUUUGGCUCAGGAUUCAUGGGUGAUCAAGGGUCACGAGGUGCCUUUAACACUGGAACACUCCCUGUUGACUCUCAUGUUGAUGUUUAUGAUUCACGCAUCACAGUUUCUCUGUCUUCUGUGAUGCAGACAAAUGUGCCCAAGCCUUUUGAAAUCUCUGGGAAGGCCCCAGUGCAUCUGAACAUGCCAGGUGGCCAGUGGGCUCAGGAUGACAAGUAUGUCUCUGGUGACCUCCAGGACUGCCACCACUCCAUCAUCGUCUCUAAGAAAAAUUCAGGUACUACCCUCCUAACUCUUGGCAGUUUGGUACUUGGAUCCCCCAUGAAGUGUGUUAAUUUGUCAAGACAAAAUGGACUUUGUCCUAGAGGACUGAUGACAGCCUGUGGGAGCAAUAGAAUAGACAGUUUAAACUUUCCAUGGAUUUCCUCCCAUGUUAACAGUGUGUGCCUCAUUUCUAACAAUUCUUCAGCAUGUCACAGAAUUGUGUAUGGUAGAGGUUCACAGAGGUGUAGCAGAUAUUUUAACACAUGUGCAGUGUGCAACAACCAAGACAGUCAGUCUGUUGAGACAAAAAGCAGUGGGAAUCCUAAGGGUCAGCUGACAUCGAAGCAGAAAUUACAGCGAGCUGUAAAAGAAUAUGGAGCGACAGUCAUUGUGUUUCAUGUCACAAUUUCACUAGCCUCUCUGGGAAUCUGCUACUUACUGGUAUCUAGUGGAGUAGAUAUGACUGGGGUGAUUGAGAGUCUGGGAAUCAACAUAGGGAAGUUGACUGAGGUAGCAGUUACUGGAGUCACUGAAACUUCAACUACUGUGGCCAGUGUACCAGAAGCUGUGACUUUGGAAAGCCUUCAGAAGGACAGUGUGGCAGAAGUUGUUGCAGAAGAUGUAGCUAGUGGUAUUGAUGUAGAUACAAAUCCAGUAAGUGUAAAUGAUAGAGUUGCAGGUGCUGCCACUUUUGUGGUUGCAUAUGCUGUUCAUAAAGUAUUUGCUCCAGCACGGAUAGCCAUUACGCUGACUGCUACUCCUUUUAUUGUUAGGCAUCUACGAAAAAUAGGGUUUCUGAAGCCCCCAAAGCCCAAGUUGAGUUAAGGCUUUUAAGUUUAAAUAUAUUGUAGUACAAGUUAUUUUUAAAGCUUACUAGUACACAGUGUAUAUCUCUUGGAAUCUGAACCAUUGUAAAUUCCUAGGCUAGUUUCUCAUUCUUCUGGAAUUAUGAAUUCUGUCUUCUGCUUGGAGGCCUCACUUACCUUGAUUUUGUUUAGUCACUAAGGAUAUAUAAGGAAACAAUGUUAGGUAAAAGUCACAUGUGUGACUAAUGCACAUGUGUCCUUUUGCCUAAAGUGUUGUCGGUAAUUCUACUAACAUUAUUACAAUAGGGAAGCAAGUUUGCUUAUCAGUCACCUGUAUUCUGCUUACCAACCUUUUUAGUAGACUUUGUUGCCAACUUGUAAAAAUUAAAACAAAAUUUUUACAUUCCUUGACUGAUGAACAAAACUCGAAUACAAAUAACAAAGAGGAAAAGUUUAUAACAUAAAUGAAUCUUUAUUAUGAAGUUCGUACAGUUGAAAGAAUCCUCAUUCCUUGACAUGCAAUGUGUUAAAAAAAAAAAACUUUUAGCCAAACAGUGCCAGUGUACCACACAUACAAAACUGUCAUACAAACAAAUGCAUUUAGUCCAAAUAGAGGUAAAAUUCAAUUCAAUCUUAAAUCCUAUGCUGUUUGCACACACGCUAACCAGACUUGAAAAGCAAAUCGCUUCUCUUGACUCUUGCCCAAAAAAAUAUGAGCAUAUCAUGUACUGUAUACACCAAAGACAUGUUUCAUUUGACACCCCCCCCCCAAAAAAAAAAAGAAUUAUGCAUUGGACAAAUAGUAAAUCUUAUUUCUUGGGUUGAGUGCUUUGUUAGUGGGUUGUCGUGAGGACCUGCCUAGUUGGGGUCAACAGGCCGGCUGCAGUGUUCCUUUCUUAUGAGUCGGAUGUCAUCACGCGUCAGGUGUUUGCUUUGUUGUGGGAUGUGAUGGCAAGAUGUGGUGUCGACCUUUAUAUGCCUUCCUUUGAUGUAUUGUUUUUAUAGUUCUUUGAUAAUGUGAGAAGUCACGAAAGUGCUUGGAAUUUCACUAUUUUUUCACAGUGGUUGUUUUGCAUAUUCUGAAAUCACCUGUUGACUGUGAUUGCACACAGGCACACACAUAUAUCUUCAUGGGGAAGUGGAACAGAAUUCUUCCUCUGUAAGCCAUGUGUGUCGUAAGAGGCGACUAAAGUGCCGGGAGCAAGGGGCUAGUAACCCUUUCUCCGUAUACAUUAAUAGUUAAAAAGAGAAACUUUUUUUUUUUUUGUCUGCUCUGCUUUGGUGGGAUAUGGCUGGUUUGUUGAAAGAAGAAGAAAGAAUGUACGUGUGUAUUUGUGUGUGUAUGUGUUGUUGUACUCGCCUAUAUGUGGUUACAGGGGUUGAUUCACAGCUCCAUGUGUAGAGGUGUGGGUGUCUGUGGGGAGUUUAUUUUAAUUUGAAGGACUUUUAUUCAUGAAGACAAAUACAAGUUGCAAGCUUUUAUUGGAACUUUGUUUCACUGUGUGGAGCUUUAUCAGAGUUGUCCCAAUAAAUGUUUGUUCUGCAACUUGUCUUUGUCUUCAUAUUUGUUAACUAUAUGGCAUUUCAUCCAGAUAUUCACACAAAUAUAUUAACCGGCUAUGAAUGUUUCGUGGUUGACAUGAGUGAUGUAUACAUCUUUAAUUAUGAUGCCCUUGUUCUUGUUAACCUGUUAAAGGUCAAUAUUAUGGUGAAAUAAUCUUAAACGUUACAGUACUUUGUGUAACCUAUCAGAAACAAACUUCGCAAUAAUUCCUUUACUGAAGGAAAAAGGUUUUGUGCCGCAGUGAGAUCUGAUGACCAUUGAGAAUACACUAUCUCCUGCUCACAUAUUUAGUGUACAGUAUUAUAGUGCUAUAAGUCCUCUUUUCUACUUUGUACCAGUUUUUACUCUUUCGCAUUGCUAGUUAUCAGUAACAAACAAUGAAGAUAUAAUUCUGGCUAGGCAAACACCAAUGUUGUUGUUAGCCAAGCUAGUACUUUUCCAGCAAGCUGUUGGCUUGUCAGGUGCUUAACACAAGAAGCAUUUGCAAGGGGUAAAAUAUGCUGAACUUGCUUAUAACUAUCACCAAAUAGGGAAAUUUCUAAAUACAAGUACAGUACAGUGUAUUGAAAACCCUGCUAUAGAGGAAUGGUCACUAGUUUAACCAAUGUAGGACUAGCACCAUAAUGUUCUAGGUACAGUCAAACCUGUUUUCAUAUGGCCUAGUUUUCGUACGAUUCAGUUUUUGACGA
Molecule: messenger RNA, 3774 nt
Organism: Cherax quadricarinatus
Lineage: Eukaryota; Metazoa; Arthropoda; Malacostraca; Decapoda; Parastacidae
Cellular component (GO): mitochondrion
Source: RefSeq, a predicted model, not a curated record